AUGCAUCUUCACAUUACAACCAUCGCUGGUCUUAUGUUGGGACUGUGUUCCGCCUCUACGGUAGAGGAGGUAUGCACAUCAAGAGAUGUGGUCGAGUCUCUGAACAGACUGGAAUUAGACGCUCGUAGAUCAAUGGAUAUUAUCCGAUCAGGAGACCCAGACUCAGGCAUUGUGGCUAAACAUCCGCCAGUUGAGAAUACCUUCGACAAUCUGGCCAAGUACAAGGAUCGCGAUCUGACGUGCACUGCUGGCCCCCUCCCUCCGCAAGAACAGCAGGAGAUCUGCCAUCAAUACAACGAGUAUGCCAAGGUGCAAAUCCGAACAUUCCACACGGCGCUGCACGAAAAAUUCUUCUACACAUUAUCCUCCAACUCCUCCUCGGCAAGAAGCUUGUACGACAUGGGUGAGACUUAUAGAGAGUUUAUACUGCCUUUCUCCAGGAAGCUCGCCACCGUUGCACCUGACUGCGCCGAAGACAUGCUCAACGGCAGGAAAUUAAUACUUGCCUAUGUUUAUGGCUUUCUGGAAAUGUAUCUUCCACCCAAAGACGAGCUGUAG
Molecule: messenger RNA, 558 nt
Organism: Aspergillus chevalieri
Lineage: Eukaryota; Fungi; Ascomycota; Eurotiomycetes; Eurotiales; Aspergillaceae
Exons: 4
Coding region: 1-558 (185 amino acids)
Source: RefSeq, a predicted model, not a curated record